AUGUCUUCCCUUGUUACCAAUAGCCUGUUCGGGGUGAAGGGGUAUGUAGCAGUUGUGACAGGAGGCAGCAGUGGCCUCGGAUUGAUGAUUGCCAGAGGACUUGUGGCAAAUGGCGCCAAAGUGUACCUCGUUGCUUUACCAAAUGAUCCCAUUGACAAAAGGGUGGCGGAGCUCAACGAACUUGGCAAGGAAGUUGGAGGAUCUGCAUAUGGAAUCCCCUGCGAUGUUUCUGACAAGCAAGCCAUCCAGGAUCUCGCCACUGAGGUCGGCCACCGGGAAAAGCACGUUGACAUGCUUAUUUCCAACGCCGGCAUAAGACGAGAUCCACCUGUCCAAUGCAAUGUGUUGAAGGCGUCGUUGUCCGAACUGCAGGCCUCUAUGUGGUCCUCACGACACUCGGACUGGGCCGACACAUUCUGCAUCAACACCACAGCGCACUACUUUCUUUCCGUGGCUUUUCUCCCAUUGCUAGAAGCGGCCGCACAACUUGAACUGCCUGAUGGCCGGCUCGGUCGAAGCGAUGGUCGUGGAGUGGUGGUUAUGACUAGUUCAUGCGCAAGCAUGCACAACGUGACAAACGUAGACCUGACGAGUUACGCAACAAGUAAAGCCGCAACUGAUCACUUAGUCAAGCUACUGGCAGCCAAGUUCAGCCGCUUCUAUGUACGAGUUGUGGGGAUUAACCCAGGCUUUGUUCCAAGCUGUAUGAACCCUGUCGGGGAGGAAGGGAACCUCUUCAGUGCCCUUUUCGACAGGGUUCCUGCCAAGAGAGCAGGAAUCGAGGACGAUAUUGCUGGGACGAUCUUAUACAUUGUCAGUCGUGCAGGAGCAUACGUGGAUGGAACAUCACUUUGUGUUGAUGGAGGCCGUAUUCUGCUUGCCAAUGGUCAAGAAUAA
Penicillium hordei is the source of this 897-nucleotide messenger RNA. RefSeq names its product SDR family NAD(P)-dependent oxidoreductase. NCBI's taxonomy places the organism in Eukaryota, Fungi, Ascomycota, Eurotiomycetes, Eurotiales, Aspergillaceae. The transcript has 5 exons. Bases 1 to 897 code for a protein of 298 amino acids. Gene Ontology annotation, molecular function: oxidoreductase activity. The record is from RefSeq and is a predicted model, not a curated record.